Messenger RNA from Drosophila santomea, 3045 nucleotides. RefSeq names its product tyrosine-protein phosphatase non-receptor type 9 (gene Ptpmeg2). Bases 160 to 2661 code for a protein of 833 amino acids. The record is from RefSeq and is a predicted model, not a curated record. Gene Ontology annotation, molecular function: protein tyrosine phosphatase activity. NCBI's taxonomy places the organism in Eukaryota, Metazoa, Arthropoda, Insecta, Diptera, Drosophilidae. The transcript is spliced from 8 exons. Gene Ontology annotation, biological process: protein dephosphorylation.
GCGCGUUCAUCUCGUCUCAUCCGCCUCGUGCGCUCGCGUUUUUUCGCUGUGAUGUGGAAUUAAAUUAUUAUUGUUUAUUUAUUUGUUUUUGUGCGUGUGUUUUUGUGUGUGCAAUAUAGUGUUUGUUCCAGAGUGUGGGUGUGUGAAAAAUGCCGUAAAAUGCAGCAAACGCAAUGGAAUAAGGACAGACAGGAGGAUAGAAACAACAAUAGUAGCAGCAGGAGCGAGCAGGAUAGCGGCUGUCAUCGGCGUCUCUUCCUGUGCAUUGGCAAGGCUGUGAAACAAUUCAUUGAUCUCUGCAACAAUCUGGGUGCUAACUGCAGCACGACGACAGCCACAUCCCCGUCAGCUUCCUCCUCCUCUGCCAGCAGCACGCAGAACUUAAUAGCAGUAGUGCCGCCACAGUUGCAGCAGCUGCAGGUGCAAUUACCGGCGCCAGGAGGAGGGGCAGGUGCAGGAGGAGGAGGCGGUGGCGGAGGCGGAGGUGGUGGGGGCGCAACGCCUGUGAGACGCCACAUCUCGCAUACGACAGCCGUCAAGUUUCUGUACGCCCGUAAAUUCGAUAUACCGCGAGCGGUCUCGCUGUACGAACAGCAUGAACAGAUCCGCCUAAAGGAGUAUCUCUAUAACAUUGAUCCGGAUGUGGAGCCCUUGCGCUCCGAGUUGCAGACCGGCAAGUUCACAAUCCUGCCCGCACGCACUUCCAGUGGCGCUGCCAUCGCCCUAUUCACAGCCAAUCGACACAGUCCGCUGAGCGUUUCGCACACAACCACGCUGCAGGGCAUCGUCUAUCAGCUGGACAGUGCGCUCCAGGAUUCGGAGACGCAGCGCGCCGGUCUCGUUUUUAUCUACGACAUGAGCGGCUCCAAGUAUUCCAACUUUGACUACGACCUCUCCCAGAAGAUUCUCACACUGCUCAAGGGCGGCUAUCCGGCGCGUCUGAAGAAGGUCCUGAUUGUGACGGCACCACUGUGGUUCAAGGCACCCUUCAAGAUCCUGCGUCUGUUUGUGCGCGAGAAGCUGCGCGAGCGAGUGUUCACUGUAUCGGUGCCUCAGUUGGCGCUGCACGUGCCGCGCAAGGCGCUGCCCAUUCACUUGGGUGGCACGCUGGAGGUCGAUCACGCCACAUGGUUGCUCAGCUGCCGCCAAUCGAUGACGAAUCGUGAGGACGAGCUGCUGGCCAAUAUCGUGGGUGUGGGCGGUGGAUCCGGAUCCGGUUCAGCAGCUGGAUCAGCGAUUGUGUCCACCAAUGGCACGGAAACGGAGGCCGCGACAACGGCAGCCACGAUAAUCAGCGCCGUCCACCAGUUGGGCGAUAAUAAUACCACCGUGGUGACAGUCAGCAAUGGUGUCGGUCCAGCUGGCUCGACAGCUGGCGGAGUAACUGCAGCAGCAACGGCGGCGACGGCGACGGCGACGGAACCCAACGAAAAUAUCACAAUCAACGGACUGAGUCCAAGCCACCGACAGGCGGCGAGCAACAGCAGUAGCACCAGCAGCAGUGCAGUCACGGCGGCUAAUCCCCUCAAGCUCAACACGAGUGGUACCGCGGACAACAAUAGUACCAUCACGAACGCCACCACAGCUGCUGGAGCAGCCGGAGCAGCUGCUGGCACCACCACCACCAAUGGAGGCGGCGAGUUCUGGUCAGAGAAUCCGCCCAGCAGCGCCUCGUCCGGCUUCAGUGACGAUGAUAGUCUCGCCGGCCAGGAGGGCGAUCCCAAGCCCAUUGAUCAGAUCGUCCAGAUGGUGAAGCAGCGCGGACGCCAUGGCCUGAUUAAGGAGUACGCGGACAUUCGGAAUAGGGCGCCCGAGGGCACUUUCCUGCAUGCGAGAAUGCGUGCCAAUCUGACCAAGAAUCGCUACACAGACGUCCUCUGCUACGAUCACAGUCGAGUGGUGCUGGCAAACGAAGACGGCGACGAGCCGUCGGAUUAUAUAAAUGCGAAUUUCGUCGAUGGCUACAAACAAAAGAAUGCCUAUAUUUCAACUCAAGGUCCAUUACCAAAGACAUCCCAGGACUUUUGGCGCAUGAUCUGGGAGCAACAUUGUUUAGUUAUAGUGAUGACGACGCGCGUGAUGGAGCGCGGACGCGUGAAAUGCGGCCAGUACUGGGAGCCGACUGAAGAAAGUUCCUUAGAGUUUGGCGACUACCAUGUGCGAACAAUUAGCGUUGAGUGCAACGAGGACUAUAUGGUUGCCUCGUUAGAAUUGAGAAACAUAAAGACUGACGAAGUUCGCAAUGUCUCACAUUGGCAGUUCACCAGCUGGCCGGACUAUGGUGUGCCCAGCUCGGCCAUGGCCAUGCUGAACUUCCUGCAGAAGGUGCGUGAGAAGCAGGCGCAGCUCGUCCAAGGACUGGGCGACACCUGGGCGGGUCAUCCACGUGGACCGCCCAUUGUGGUGCACUGCAGUGCAGGCAUUGGACGCACAGGUACAUUCAUCACCCUGGACAUUUGCAUAUCGCGCCUGGAGGACGUGGGCACGGCGGACAUACGCGGCACCGUUGAGAAGAUACGAUCGCAGCGAGCCUACUCCAUUCAGAUGCCCGAUCAGUAUGUGUUCUGUCACCUGGCACUCAUCGAAUACGCAUAUUCGCGUGGAAUGCUGCAGACGGUGGAUUUGGCUGGCUUCGAUGAACGUGAACCGGACUCGGAGUAGGCUACCACCACCAACAUAGUCUUUGGACCGGAAAGCGGACGGGGAAACAACUUGUAUACAGAAUAAUUUUAUGUUUUACCAUUGCAAAUUGGAGUUGUAACUUUCUUCGACUAGAUGUUCGUCCUGAUAUGAUAUAAUAUGAUAUAUAUGAUACGAGAGAAACGAUGGGAAGCACAGAUAAAUUCCGAGACACGGACGAGGGAAAGAGAUGAAAUUGUAGAGAGUAGAGUAAACAAUUUACGUUAAUCUAUUAUUUUUUUUUUAAAUAUUAUUACAUACCAAGCUAUAGUUGUAUAGCAAAAACAUCUAUAUAUAAACAUUAUUUAAAUUAAAUUUAAAGUAAAUGAAAAACAAAUAGCUAAAAAUAAAGAAACAAAAACAAAA